Molecule: messenger RNA, 784 nt
Organism: Helicoverpa zea (corn earworm)
Lineage: Eukaryota; Metazoa; Arthropoda; Insecta; Lepidoptera; Noctuidae
Exons: 2
Coding region: 79-690 (203 amino acids)
Source: RefSeq, a predicted model, not a curated record
GAAAUAAUAAAAACCAUUAAAAACAAACACUUUCAUCAUAAGCAAUUCAAAAAAGACGGCAAAGAAUUUAAUAAGGCUAUGUUUAUAUAUUAUAGAGAGAAAGUUAAGAAACUGAUUGAUUCCGAAUACCGGAAAUAUAUGACUGUACUACAAAAAAACAUCAUUGACGAUCCUGAGCAGUUCUGGAAAUAUGUAAAGGAGAAGAAAAACAAUAGAAGGUAUAUAGAUACAUAUAUGUAUGAUAAUACUGAAGUGACAGAUCAAGCCGCAGCCGAUGCUUUUGCUAAAUAUUUUGCGUCCGUUUUUCAUGCAGAGAAACCUUACCUAAACCCGCAAACUGCUGCAAAAGCUGCGUAUGCGGAUAAACACCGGGAUGUGGCCCCUGUUUCCAUCACGACAGUCGAUGAAAACGAUCUGAAGAAGGCAGUGAGACGCCUCAAGUCACGAUCAGCUGGUGGGCCGGAUGGCAUUCCUGUCUUCUUAGUUAAAGACUGUAUAGCAGUUCUUGGGCGGCCUCUUCUGUAUUUGUUUAAUCUUUCAUUGACCCAGUCAAGAUAUCCUGAGAGCUGGAAGUUAUCUCGAGUCACUCCUGUUCCUAAAGGUGACGGAGGCGCAAAUGUUACUUCGUUCAGACCUAUUGCUGUUCUAUCCGUUUUUGGAACGUGUCAGCAAACUCGCAGGGACAGGUAGCGCCGCGGCGCCGCCCGCGACUGCUGGAGCCCCCCCGCGCACGCACCGAGCGCGCUCGGCAAGCGCCCACCAACCGCGCACUCCGCAUUAUUGG